Molecule: messenger RNA, 2531 nt
Organism: Oncorhynchus masou masou (cherry salmon)
Lineage: Eukaryota; Metazoa; Chordata; Actinopteri; Salmoniformes; Salmonidae
Product: zinc finger matrin-type protein 5-like
Exons: 4
Coding region: 601-963 (120 amino acids)
Cellular component (GO): U12-type spliceosomal complex
Source: RefSeq, a predicted model, not a curated record
AAGGAGUAGGUGUGUCAACUUUUGACUUGUACUGUAUGUUUGGAUUUUUAGCAUUUAUAGCAAUGGUUAUCAACUGUACUGCAGGGAUGGAACAGCAGUCACAGAAAAUUGAGAUGGUGGUGGCAUCUGCAGAGAGGUAUUUGGGUGUGCAAGACUUGACGUCAGAAGAGUUACAGGGUGUGUUAAGUGGUGUUGUCCCAUCCUUUCAGGCUGUUGGUCUGAGGUAGAACCAAAUGGAUUUAAAUAGUGGAGUAGGGUGGUGGGUUUUAGUGAGUAUAGUGUUAGAUGGUAGGGUAUUUAUUUAUUGAUAUAUUGUUAUUUAAAAAAAAAUGUGAGCAAAGUAUAACAGAGUUAUACUCCAAUCUAGUAGGGGGUGGUAAUGCAACGUAUAUUGGAUGCAAACCACCAUUAAACCUCAUCGAAGAAGAAAUGUUACAUUUCAAGAAAACAAGCUUGCAUCGAAGUCACAACAAUUUAACAGCUAAACCAUUUGCUAAAUGUUAUGUUAGCUGAAUACUAUGACUGAGUGUCCCAAUCCUCACAUAAAAAGAGAUAUGAGGUGACUCUAUAGCUGACUGAACUGAAGACAGAAUCUCAACCAUGGGGAAGCGGUACUACUGUGACUGUGACCGGCCCUUUCAGGACAACAUGCACAACAGGAAAAAACACAUGUACGGUUUUCAACACCACAGAUCUAAAAAAGCCUGGUUUGACCAUUUCAGAGAUGAAAGAUGGAGCAGAGAGGACCCAGAGCACAGAGCAUCCCCUGAGCGGAGCAUAGAGGAGUUUCUUACCAGGGGGGAGAAGAGGAGAGCCACCCUCAGCAGUGGAAGUGUUUUGAAAGAGGAAGAUGAUGACAAUCAACCAGAGAAUGAUAUACCACCACAUUUCCUCACAAUUCCUGACCUCCCUCCCUCACUUCUUCCCCCUCCCCCUAGUGGAUCGAAAGUCUGGCUGAACUGAAUGGGGUUAACUAAAGGAGAUUCACCAUUUUAUUUCUCAAAAGUUCCAUUUGGUGAUGCAAGAAUUGAUCGUUUUAUUUUUAUUAAGCCUCAAACUUUUACUUGAUGAAGGUGAGGGAAUUGUUUUAUCUUCAUAUUUGAAUUGAGUUUCUUCAUUAGUCUACAUUAGUCUUGUGAGUUAUGUGCAUGCAUACUUGUUGAGUCCUUGGAUUUAAGAAAAUGGAUUAUGAAUUAUACAUUUGCAGAAUGUGAGGUUGUAAUGCAUUUGAAAUGAUGACCUCAGGAAAGCAGCAGUACUGGAGUGGCUACCACAUUUAGAAAAAAAAACUAUAUGUGCUUUCCUUCCCUCCACCUAUUAUUUAUGAUGAAAAAGUGGUUUGUGUAUUUUGGGAAGAUUUAUUUUGAGUGGAUGGAUGUUACAACUUUACCUCAUCACUGAUGUUGGCCACGUGCACAAAAGAUGGUGUCCAUAUUUGUAAAAACAUAUUUUUUGUGUCCCUAUCUUCAGGUAAUAAAAUAGUGUUUCCCCACAUUUCAUUUGUAGGGGAUAAUAGAACAAGUGCUAUUCAGGACCUUACUUCAGUGUGUAAUUGGAGCCCUGUCAGUAUGUGCCACACAGCUGAGGGCCAGAUCAGACCGUGCUUUGGCAGGAUGUCACAUCACCAUGUGACGGCGACCCUUCGCCGGCAUCAUCUGCCUCUCCUGUGACAGUGACACAGAUUAAAACCCAAACCGCUACACCCUAGAAUAACAUUUUCAAUUUGUUUCAGAUUGGCUCUGAGGGAGAUGCCAGGACAGGGAUACUUUGCAGGUUGGUUGGCCAGCAGUGUGAGUACCUCCUCUACUCUGAAUAUUAUGGCUAUGCUGGCUGUAUUACAUCUCUGGGUUCUGUGAUAAAAACUCACAUGGUCAAUUUGAGCAGGACUACAGUUACUGACUUGACACAAGGCCUUAGUGUCUGCCUGCCUGCCACCGAGAGCCCUGAUAAGUUUCCCUGAACCAGGCAUAAAAUAACUCAACAUAAUUAAGUUGGUAUUUACACUUGUAGUUUUGCAUUUAUUCAAACUAUUCACCAAAAUGUACUAUGUACAGUCAUUGUACCAAAAAAAAUUCUAAGUACAAAAGUUUGUAGCUAUUAAUAGUAGCUUUAUGCUACUAUCCAACCAUUAGUAUGCAGCUUGCAUUAGUUGCUUAAUUGCCGGUACACUGUGCUCUUUUUAUCUGAUCUGCUUCUCUUUUUACAAUCCUCACUGCUCUUUAAGACCUUAACCACCUCCAAUGCGAAGUUACUGUGCUGAAUACUGAGUCCAUUCCCUGCUGAAAUGUGACACAUUAACAACGGUCUCUCUAGGCUCCGCAAGAGAAUUACAAGCAGAGUCCCAAUGUACGAGUGGCGCAGCGGUCUAAUGCAAUGAAUCUCAGUGCAAGAGUUGUCACUACAGUCCCUGGUUUGAAUCCAGGCUGUAUCACCUCUGGCCAUGAUUGAGAGUCCCAUAGGGCGGCGCACAAUUGGCCCAGCGGGUAGGCCGUCAUUGUAAAUAAGAAUUUGUUCUUAACUGACUUGCCGAG